This is a messenger RNA of Yarrowia lipolytica CLIB122, 1584 nucleotides long. RefSeq lists its product as uncharacterized. Gene Ontology annotation, molecular function: transmembrane transporter activity. Gene Ontology annotation, biological process: amino acid transport; transmembrane transport. Gene Ontology annotation, cellular component: membrane. The record is from RefSeq and is a predicted model, not a curated record. Lineage: Eukaryota; Fungi; Ascomycota; Dipodascomycetes; Dipodascales.
AUGGAACUCGAAAAACAAAUCUCUCCUCGCGAAUGCGAUGACGCUGAUCUCCUUGCCACAAUCGGGUACAAGCCCGAACUGAAGCGAAACUUCUCCAUGCUCCAAGUGUUUGGAAUCGCGUUUUCAAUCAUGGGACUUCUACCGUCCAUUGCCACAACCCUGUCCUUCUCGCUCCCAGCCGGUCCCUAUGGAAUGGUAUGGGGUUGGUUUGUGGCCUCAGGAUGCAUCUUCACAGUGGCUCUUGCCAUGGCGGAACUGGGCUCCUCUCUGCCUACUUCUGGAGGCCUGUACUGGUGGACAUACCACUUUGCACCAGAAAAAGCGAAGAAACCUCUUUCUUUUCUGGUAGGAUACACAAAUACGCUGGGUCUGACGGGGGGUAUCAUGUCUAUUGACUACGGCUUUGCCCAGAUCUUCACCAGUAUGAUCAUUGUGUGCACUGACGGCAAGUGGAACCCGUCUCCUUACGUGGUCUACGGCAUCUUUGCAGCCUGUGUAGUGUCACACGCGUGUGUGGGUUCUCUGGGAACCAAACACAUGGCCAAGCUUCAAACUGGAUGCAUCUACGCCAACAUUACCAUUAUUGUUGUCAUGAUCAUCGCACUACCCAUUGGAGGAAGACAUCAUCUCAACUCGGGAGCAUACAUGUUUGGCCAGAUUGAAAACAUGACGGAGGGCUGGCCCAGCGCCUGGGUCUUCUUUCUGGCCUGGCUGGCCCCCAUCUGGACCAUUGGAGCCUUCGAUUCAUGUGUCCACAUGUCCGAAGAGGCUUCCAACGCGUCCAGAGCAGUUCCCUUCGGAAUCAUUGCCUCGGUGGGCAUGUGCUGGAUUUUGGGAUUUGUGGUGAUCAUUGUUAUUGUUGCCGUAUUGCCCCACGACGUGCAACCUAUACUAGGAACCGUCUAUCAACAGCCCUUUGCCCAGUUGGUAUACGACACUCUUGGAAAGAACUGGACUAUUGGAAUGAUGACUGUUCUGUUUAUUCUGCAGUGGACCAUGGGCCUAUCCAACGUGAUUGCUGCCUCCAGACAGUCGUGGGCUUUUUCUAGAGACGGCGCUCUGCCCUUUUCAAACUUCUUCAAGGUGAUCAACGAAAAAUUCUCAAACCCCAUCAGAUGUGUCUGGGGAAACGCUCUUCUGGCCCUGUGUAUCGGAUGCUUAUGUAUGAUUGAUGCUGCAGCGGCCGCAGCUCUCUUCUCACUGGCUGCAGGCGCCAACUCUUUGGCGUGGCUCAUUCCCAUUGCUCUCAAGCUGUUUUACGGCAGAGAGUCGUUUGUUCCCGGUCCCUUCUACCUUGGAAAGUUCCUCUCAACCGCAAUUGGAGCGUUUGCAACCUUCUAUCUAGUGUUUGUGAUUGUGCUGAUCGAGUUCCCACAAACCUCAUCACAUCCCACAAAGGAAACCAUGAACUACACCUGUAUCAUUCUCUUCACCGUCUGGGGUGGUUGUAUGCUCUACUACUUUCUGUUUGCCCAUAGGUGGUACGAGGGUCCCAAGACGACCCUGGAGCCGGUUGUGAUGGAGGGACAGGUGGUCAACUGCAUUGAGGAGGACGACAAGAAGAAGGUAGAUGGUAGUUAUUGA